Molecule: messenger RNA, 3046 nt
Organism: Cyprinodon variegatus (sheepshead minnow)
Lineage: Eukaryota; Metazoa; Chordata; Actinopteri; Cyprinodontiformes; Cyprinodontidae
Gene: schip1
Product: schwannomin-interacting protein 1
Exons: 15
Coding region: 22-2166 (714 amino acids)
Biological process (GO): positive regulation of hippo signaling
Cellular component (GO): cell junction; plasma membrane
Molecular function (GO): protein binding
Source: RefSeq, a predicted model, not a curated record
ACUGCCAAGGAACCGGUCGUCAUGCUGAGGAACAGCGCGAACAGAAACAUGCAUCAAGGAGAGGAGGUGAGGCUGCGCAGCGGGAGUCUGGCUCGGGAGAGAAAGCACCUUGCUUUGUGCAUCAAUAACAAGGAAGAAGUGAAGAGUUAUCAUCGCUGCUGCAGCCACAGUGGAGGGCCAGCACUUCAGAAGAUUGAGAGAAGCGAGGAGGACAACAAAAGCUUGUAUCUCCGAGAGCAGCAGCAGCACUUGGAGAUAAAGGCGACCAUCAUCCAGCGGGCCUGGCGAGCUAGUCUGUCCCGUAAAGUCAACCCCGAGGUCCAAGAGGAGAAUCGCACCAGACAUGAAUGGAAAGAGCCCAGGACCUUAGAGAGCCUCCACAACUCUGCGGUGACUUCAGAUAUUUUUCCGGACCAGCUAAAGAGCCUCCAGGGGGGUUACAAGCACGUCAGUGAUGAAGCUCUUCAGCUACAAAGUAAUCAACUGACAAUGGAUCUAGACAACAACAUCAAUAUCAACCUGCCUCCUAUGGACACCAAGGCUUUGAUUAUCCAGCGGGCUUGGCGAGACUUUCUGCAGAGACAGGAGGUGGAGAAAAGGAGCCCCUCUCCACCUUCCCUCUCCUCCUCUGAGAAGAUGAGCAUGUCAAUCAGCAUGAUGACCCUGUCAGAUGGCAGCACCCCUGAUUAUCGGGAGGAUGGUAUGGACCUGGGGAGUGAUGCAUCCAGUCGCUCCAGCUCAGAGUCCAACUCCAACAAGGUUACACCUUGCUCUCCUUCUCUUGAUCUCGGAAAUCUGGAGGACUACAAAUCCUCCCCCUCUCCAGAUCUGGGCACUCUAGAUGACUAUGAGGAGGAUGAGGACUACCAGGAGUACAAAAAGAAGGUGAUAGAGGAGUGGGAAAGCGAAUAUGGAGAGGACGACACGUCUCCACAGCCUCCUGGUCAGGAAGAAAGCACACAGGGUGUAGUGAGCGGUAGUGGCCUUGAAGAAGGCUACAGGAAGGUGGUGAAUGCUCGCAGUCUUGCAGAGGAAUUUCAGGAUGUAAAGACCAUCCCUCCCCUACCGGCCCCAGGAGGACGGAGCACAGCUUCUGUGCCAGCUGUCCCACAAGAACUGAAACAGAACGGGAAUCUGAUUUUGCCCCAGAGUAACCAGCUCCACUCCUCUAACCUGGCCGAGGGAGGAACAGACACUUCCAAAACAAGCCACCGCACCCCAAGUCAGGGCAGGGGGAGCCGCAGCAGUGUCCGGGGUGGUGGAGGAGGAGGAAGUGGAGGAACUGGUGCUCUGAUGCGGGGGUACAGAGAGGAAGAGGAAAGGGAAGAGGAGGAACCCCUGCCCACAAUGGAUUGGGCAGCCCUGGAGCGGCACCUGGCUGGUCUGCAGUGCAGAGAGCAAGAGAACCAAAACCUAAACCACAACCAGAACCACAACAUGGGCAAGACCAACUACACCUCGGCCCAGAAGAAUGAGAGGGAAUCGAUCAGGCAGAAGUUGGCCCUGGGCAGUUUCUUCGAUGAUGGCCCGGGUAUCUACACAAGCUGCAGCAAGAGCGGUAAACCCAGCCUGUCUUCACGGCUGCAGAGUGGCAUGAACCUACAAAUCUGUUUUGUCAAUGAUAGCGGCAGUGACAAAGACAGCGAUGCGGAUGACAGCAAGACGGAAACUAGUCUGGACACACCUCUGUCCCCCAUGUCCAAGCAGAGCUCGUCCUACUCAGACAGAGACACCACUGAGGAUGACUCAGAGUCCCUGGAGGACAUGGACUUUUUGAGUCGACAGAAGAAGCUGCAGCAGGAGGCAAAGCUAGCUCUGGCGAUGGCCAAGCCUAUGGCCAAGAUGCAGGUGGAGGUGGAGAAACAGAACCGUAAAAAGUCACCAGUGGCGGACCUGCUUCCACACAUGCCUCACAUAAGUGAGUGUCUAAUGAAACGAAGUCUGAAACCCACCGACUUGAGAGACAUGACACUGGGGCAGCUUCAGGUUAUAGUCAAUGACCUCCACUCCCAGAUUGAGAGUCUGAAUGAGGAGCUUGUACAGUUGCUACUGAUUCGAGAUGAAUUACACAUGGAGCAAGAUGCAAUGCUGGUUGACAUUGAGGACCUCACCAGGCAUGCAGAGAGCCAGCAGAAACAUUUGGCUGAGAGGACCCUAGCCAAAUAAGAUGCCCGUCCCAUCUCAUCCCGUCCUGCUCUGAUCCGUUGCCCCUUUGUGAACUUUAACCCUGAUCCUAAACAAACUUUCCCUAUCUGGCUCAUUUUCUCUGCUCCCUGUGUCUAUCCAAAACCUCCUUGCCUGUCAAAAGUACUUUCUCCUCUUCCCUUCUUCCCCCACUUCCUGAUGCUUACCCUCCUGCCAACUCACUGACUUCACUGGUAGCAACAGCACAGAAGAAAAGACACUUUCUUUAAAUGGCUUCUCCCAGCAUUGAAGGACGGAGCAGUGCUUCCUACUUCCUGGGGAAGAGGGAAACUGAUUGUGUGUUGUCAUAGAUUCUUUCCACCAGGCUUCCUGUGCAGUAAUCGGCCUUGCUUUGCUACUGUUUCUUUUCAACUUUCUACAUUUGCCACUAAAUUGUAACUGUUCAAAUGCAACAAAAAAAAAAAUGUGGAAAAAAUAAAAAACAAUAGUUAAAACUUUAGUAGAAAGUCAGUCCUGAAAAGAAAAAAAAAGGAAAAUACUGUAUGAAAAUAAAACUUAAAACUAACUUCUUCAGAUGAUUUUAAAUUGGACUCAAAGUUGAACUGUUUUUAUUCUGCACAAAUGGUAGUUUUCAACUGAGAAAUGUUUGUCCGAAAGUGUAAAGGAAACAUGCCUGCUUUGUAGUGGAGUUGUAGACUUUGGUUGUACGUUCACUCUGAAUUGCUCUAUCAGCAUUUUGUGAAUGUUGAAUCUUUCUGACACAAGUCAUUUCAAAUGAUUAAGUGUGUUAAUAUGAUUUUCACCCUGCUGUAUUCAGAUGCUUUAUUUGAGGGAAGAAAUGUUUAUGUACAGAUAUGUAAAAUAAAGAAUAAACUUGGUUUCGUAUUUGUUGGCCUGUGCA